Protobothrops mucrosquamatus (brown spotted pit viper) is the source of this 1633-nucleotide messenger RNA. RefSeq names its product melanophilin (gene MLPH). Gene Ontology annotation, biological process: intracellular protein transport. NCBI's taxonomy places the organism in Eukaryota, Metazoa, Chordata, Lepidosauria, Squamata, Viperidae. The coding region runs from base 1 to 1404 and encodes 467 amino acids. The transcript is spliced from 9 exons. Gene Ontology annotation, molecular function: myosin binding; small GTPase binding; actin binding. The record is from RefSeq and is a predicted model, not a curated record. Gene Ontology annotation, cellular component: cortical actin cytoskeleton.
AUGGGAAAGAAGCUCGAUCUUUCCAGAUUAACAGAUGAAGAGGCCAAACAUGUCUGGGAAGUAGUUCAGCGGGACUUUGAUCUGCGCAAAACAGAGGAAGAGCGUUUAGAGGAUCUAAAAUGCAAAAUUGAAAAAGAAAGCACUAAGCGGGAGCUACUGUCCACUCAAUCCCACCUCAACAAAACCCUCUGUAUCCAUUGUCUGCAACCCUUUAAGUUUCUAUUAAACAGCAAACGCCAGUGCUUGGACUGUCACUUGUACAUAUGCAAAGGUUGCAGCCAGUACAACAAAAAGGAGCAAGGUUGGAUGUGUGAUCCAUGCCGCCUAGUUAGGAUUGUCAAAACUGGAUCCCUGGAAUGGUAUUAUGAACAUGUCAGAACUCGUUUCAAGCAUUUUGGAAGUGCUAAAGUGAUUCGAUCUCUCUAUCGAAGGAUGUCGCAUGGACAGAAAAUGAAAUCUACUUCACUUGAUGAUUAUCACCUGUACAGGAAUAAUCAGAGUGAAGAAGGGGAAACAAGUGAUGAUGUGGAUGGAGCAGAAUCUGAGUCUUAUGCCAGGAUGCGCAAGAAAAAGCGCCUACUUUCUGUACAUUCCUUUGAUUUUGAAACCGACUCAGAAUAUUCUUCCCAAUCUCGCCGUCAAUCUGUCCAGCUUUCUCCAUGUCCUGGGAAAGAAGGCCUUCAGAGCACUGAAGAUUUUCCAAAUGGUGAGGAAGCCUCCAUGCAGAAAGACUCCAUGGUAGCAGAAGCAGACUUGGCUGCAGUCUUCCAUCAUAUCUUGCAAGAGCAAGAGAAGCACACAGCUCUUCCAGAACAGGAAUUCAGUACAGAAGUCCAGUUUAUAGACAACUCACAUACCAAAAACCUGGAAACAGUCCCCAAAGCUGGCAGUCCAUGGAAUGUGCAACCCCAGCUCCAGUGCUCAGCUAAGGUGGAUACUUGUGAUGAAGAUGAAAGGGGGGCUCAAGAAACUUUCAUCUAUCAGCCACCGUACCCAAAACACAGGAGCCAAGCAUCCUCACAGGAAAAUGUAAAUCACUCUGGAAAUCAGGUACUUGAACUGAACAAACGCAUCUCUGUUAUUGAAAGUAUGCUCAGCCGCCUUGAGAAAAAGAUCCUAGUUCACUCUGAGAAGCCUCUAGCUAUUGAAUACUACAUUGAUCGUACCACAGAAGAGAAGGAACUGAAGAGAAAAUUAGAAGAAUUGACAAGUAGCAUAACUAAAAAAGCUGCUUCUACUGAUGAAGAAAAUGCAGGAAAGAAGACUGAAGAAUCCAAACCAGAAAUGGACUCAUCUAAUGAAGACCUUCCUCCUGAUGCUAAGAAGGUAUUGUCCUCUGUUUCAUAUGGUGGUCUUUAUCUUCCUUUCACAAAGCUCUGCUCAGGCAAGCACUAUGUAAUGUGACCUAUUUUCCUGUAAAAUCCCACUCUUGACACCUCAUCGACAAAGGCAUCUAUCUAUGUGUUCAGUAAGGAUGUGUGGACCAAAAAAACAGGAAGACCUCCAUUUAUAGUUUAAAAAGAUAACAUUGGAAUUUGAAAAGACAUAUUGUGAAGGGGUUUUUUUUUGAUACAGAUAUCCUUGCUGAACAUAGGGCUCUUUUUGUAGAUUAAAUUUCACAAGCUUAACUUCG